AUGAAACAAAGCGACUUAAUCGAAAUUGAGGCCAAAGUUGCCCAAUUACUAAAAGAGGAAAGAAGUAAAGAAAGUCAACGUAAAGUUCUUUUAACCGAAAUUCAAGCUAGUAUUCAAGAUAGGAAGAGUUUAUUAGGCCGAUUGGAGGCAGAGAAAUCGGAAAGAGUAGAUAAGGUGAAGUUGAAAAUGGAUGCAAUAACUAGGGCUAAAGUUGUGGUUACUGAUAAGGAGAACCAGGAGAGAGAGAAAAAGAAGGCUGAAUUAAGAAAACAGUACGAACAGACUAUAGUUGGCGUAAAUACGAUUGAGUUAGUUUUGGCUCAGAAUAUGAAAAUGACUGUAGAUAAGAUAAUGGUUAUGAAAAAAGAGGCUGAAUUAUCUGGAUUUCAAAACUUAGCUAGUGCGAUUAAAGAGUACUUAAUAGAGAGAUUGGGAGAGUUUGUAUUGGAAGUUAAAUCAUUAGUAGGUGAAUUACGCGUAGAUAAGAUAAUUGGACUAGUAAAAGGACUAGCUCGGUCAUUAGGAGUAGUUGAGACGGUUUAUGAUGAUUUAGAGAGUCGGCGUGGGUUCUGGUUGGAUAUUUACUUUACUAAGUUGUACGAACAGUUUGGUCAUCAUUUCCUAGGGGAGUUUCAGACCAAUCGCCUGGAUAAACCAGAAUGGUACUUGGAGUACUUGUUGAACUCUUUAACCGAUCAUGAGAAGGUCUUUACUAUUCUAGCCCAAGUAGAUGAGAUGGAAGGUCAUGAAGAAGUAGUUGAUUUAGAGAGGGAAGAGAGUGGGAGUGAAAGUGAAAGUGAUGGUAAUGGAUUAAGUCGAGCUAGAACUUUCUACUUCCUGGGACUUAUUGAACGGAUGAUCAGAAAGAUAGUUUAUGAAAAGUUCUUGGAAACAGUCUUUAGUUCUUCUCGGCAACGGCGGCAGUUAAUUCUUCAUCAUGCUGAGGAGGUAGGUCGGUUUUAUCAAGUAUUAAAGACUCAGUAUGGGUAUACGGAACAGUUGACUUUACAGGCGGCUGAAUUGGGGCGACUGAUGGACUUAUUUAUUGGUGAGGCUGAGACUGAACUAGGCCGGAUUUUAACUAAGAAUCAUACGGAAUGGUCGGAUUCAUUACGUCAUCUAUUAAAGAAGGUCUUUUCUGAAUCGGUGGCUUUGCAUUGGGUAGUGCCUAAUGUACAUAAUAUAUUGAUAUCAGCUGUGGUGCGUAAGUACUUAUCUGGGGUAGGAGUCUUUUUGAACGCCUUUUCCUAUCACAAGCCGGAGGAAGAGGCUAUUCUGUUACUGUUUUUAGAGGAGGUAGUUUACUUAGAGGAAGAGUUACUGGAUAUGGAGAAUGAUUUAGGGGAGGCUAAUGGAGAAGUUACGGUCUUAGAAGUAUCAUUUGUAGCUGAGUUUAAGGAAGUAUUUAAGUCAUUAUUUAAUAGUUUGAUAGGAGAUAAGGUGGAGGGGUGUAUUAGGCCAUUGGCGAGGUAUAGGUUCUUUGAGGAGAAUGAGGCGGAAGAGAUUGUAGCUGAUUUAGGGGUGGUAGUUCGGGAUUUACUGGCGCCGAUAGAGAAUGAAGCGAUUUUGGCCGAGGUUAAAGAGACGAUUCAAGAGAGAUUGGAUGAGUACUUGGUUAGUUAUAUGAUUUUUGAUAAUAUUAGUGAUCUAUCUGAUCUGGAUAAAAUCAAAAACAUUCUUUCAGAUAUUCUUGAUUUGCUUAAAGAACAUGGUAUAGGGACGAGUUUACCUAAAUCCUGGCAGAAAUGUCAAGAGAUUACUGAUGAAAUUGCUGAGGAAGAGUAA
Messenger RNA from Nematocida homosporus, 1785 nucleotides. RefSeq lists its product as uncharacterized. Gene Ontology annotation, cellular component: Dsl1/NZR complex. Lineage: Eukaryota; Fungi; Microsporidia. The record is from RefSeq and is a predicted model, not a curated record. Gene Ontology annotation, biological process: endoplasmic reticulum to Golgi vesicle-mediated transport; retrograde vesicle-mediated transport, Golgi to endoplasmic reticulum. The transcript has a single exon. The coding region runs from base 1 to 1785 and encodes 594 amino acids.